Ostrinia furnacalis (Asian corn borer) is the source of this 1504-nucleotide messenger RNA. RefSeq lists its product as uncharacterized. The record is from RefSeq and is a predicted model, not a curated record. The transcript has 2 exons. Bases 380 to 1504 code for a protein of 374 amino acids. Lineage: Eukaryota; Metazoa; Arthropoda; Insecta; Lepidoptera; Crambidae.
UUGAGGACGGACGUGUCGAGGCGUCUCGAAGUGCUUUGCAAUUUCAAUUUAAUUUUUUGUUGAACUGUGAUCUCAAGAGCUCGGGCUUCGCCCUCGCUCCAAGACGGUGGCGGAGUCCCGGCGCUGCCAACUGCGGUUUCGGCGCCGCGACCGGUGAUUUGAACCACGGGCCUGACGCGUGAGUGUUGAAUCCGAUACCACUGGACCACGGAUACCGGGCGCGUUGCGGUCGAAAUUAGUCAUUGGCCCCUACGCUUCGAGUGACGUCACCGUUGUGCCCGCCAUCCUUGACUAGCUCGGCUGUUAGUUACUACGGAGUGUCAAUUCGUGCUAGUAAAAUUUUAUAAGGCGUUAUUCAUUGAUUACAUACUCAGUAACCAUGAACUGCAGUGCGUGCAAAAAGUAUUUGGAUACAAAAGAAUGCAUGAAAUGCCGUCUGUGCACUAGCAAAUUCCACAUUCAAUGCCUUAACAUAGACAAAAAGCAAUUUUUGACACUUAACAAAGAAUAUAAAGCAACAUGGAUAUGUCCAGCUUGUAGCAGUGUUACCCGCCGUGCGCGUUCAAAUGACAACACUCCUGUACGCCAGAGCACAUCAAUGGCGCCGGCCUCAGACAGCAUGAACAUGUCCUGCGACUUAGACGAUCCCGGUACUACCUCCCCUACUGGAGUUUUAUCAUCUCCCAGGGCAACUUUUAAUAAAGAAGAGAUCACUCUGGAACGAAUUAGUAUACUCCUUGAUGAGAAGCUCAGUGCGUCUCUUUCUGCUUUUAUGGAGAGUUUCCGAAUGGCUCUAAGAGAUGAUGUCAAAGAGAUGGUUAAAAACGAGAUUGGUUCUACAAUGGAUGCCAUCAAGGAGGAGUUUAGCGCUACCACCGACUUCAUUUGCGCAGAACAAAAAUCACUUCAAUCGGACAUCACCAAAACUGCCACAAAAAUCAAGUCUUUGGAAGACGAAAACACAAAGCUUCAGGUAGAGAUUAACCGCCUUAACACCCGCCUGGCGACGAUUGAAAAGAUAUCACGGAGCUGUAACAUUGAAUUGCAGGCGGCAACCGAACGUAGGAAUGAGAAUGUGGUGGCGCUCUUCAAGAACCUGUGCGAGGCGGUAAAGGCAUCAGUGGACGACAGCCAUAUUAGCGCAUGCCGGAGAGUGGCAAAACAAAAUACUGCUUCUAAUAGACCACGUAAUAUCAUAGUGACGUUUUCGUCACCGCGCGUCAGAGACUUGGUUUUGUCAGCUACGCACCGUUAUAAUAAGUCCCACUCCGGGCGCGGGUUACUGUCCUCAGACUUGGGCAUUACUGGUGAUGCGUGCAAGAUAUAUGUUAACGAACACCUAUCUCCUGAACUAAAGUCACUACACGCAGCAACAAGGAAGGUAGCUAGAGAUCAUAAUUAUAAAUAUGUGUGGAUUAAAUAUAGCCAAAUAUACGUUCGUAAAGACGACUCUUCGGGUGCCUUACUUGUAAAUAAUACGGAGUCUCUUAGUAAAAUCAACUGA